AUGCCUCCUGAUAAGCAAUAUAGACGAACCAAACGACGGAAUAAGCAUUAUUCCCCUGCACUCCGUUCCUACCAUAGUUCUAGCUCAGGAUGUAGCUGUAGAAGCAACUCGGAAAACAGUGAGGCUGUGAGUUAUAAUAGUGGUAGUGAAUAUUCUUCAAGAUCAUGGGCAUCACACGGAUCGCAUCGUGAACCGAGGCGACGCCGCGGACGAACACGCUAUAGUAGAGCAAGAAGUCACCGGAAGAGAUACCGUAGUUCGUCUUCAUCAAGAUCUGAAUCGAAUGAUGACGUGCGACGAGGUAGUAGCAAUUCUCGUCGCAUGCAUGGUCGUCGUUACCGCUCACGGUCGUGGUCAGACGGUUCCUCUAAGUCGUCUUCGUCGUCGUCAUUGAUUCCAGGAACACCAGAUUUGAAGGACCGCCAGCGCCGCAGAUCUCGGCGCCACCGCACCCGUCGUAGCGAAAAUACGGGCUCUACGCGGCGUUUGGAUAAUAUUAACCACUUCCUACGUGAGGAAGCACCAAAAAUGCAGCCCCCUGUCGUUCCCGAUAUUGCGACUGGCAAGCAGGCGCAGGUGUUGGCGCCAAAGGCACCGUAUCCGCUUGCUCUACCCCCCUCAACCACUGUCGCGCCUAGCUCCAGCGCCCUGCAAAUGGGCAUCUCUUCAUCGGCAGCACCGAGAGAGCCCUUGUCGCCGCUUCCCGUUUAUGCCUUGGAUGGUACUUUGAAGGAAUCAACGCGUGCACCAGUCGAGACGACUACGCCCGGCGAAGCAGCCAACCUCCCUCCCCCUAUGAUAGAGGAUGAGCAGGCCUACGCGCAGUGGCUACGCGGUGGAAGGGUGCGAACACCAACGUUGUCGAUGGGCCAUAACACACCCUCUCGAAUAGACUCCGCGGUGACCCCUGCGACAGGGAACUUGAAAACCAGCGUUGGCGCAUCUCCUACGUCAGCUGUCACCCCGACCAUUACCACCGACUGGAAUAAUGUUCAAUUUGAGACCCCUUUUUUCGUGGUGACGGACCUGAACGCCUUGCAGAAGGCUCCCGAGUUGAUUUUGACGCGAAAAAGGGGUGGCGAGGUAGAACCCGCUGCGGGGACCCCACGCUCAAACGGUAACAGAGAGGUUGAAGAUGCGCCCAGAAUUUGCAAUAAGGGGCUCGAGUCAGAAUCAAAACUAGUCAAUUUUGAUGAGCUUGACGUUUCCUUUAAGCAAUCCUUUAUGACCGGCAAGGUUCAUCCUAAGCCUCCGUGGUACUUAUGUGCGUUGGAGAAGGAUUGCCGUGAGCACCCCUACUAUAUUCAAUGGCUGGAUACGCUUGAGUUAUCAUCGUCGUUGGAGGAACAGCUUGCGCGGUCAAGGGUACGUGUGAGUAAGAUUGCAGCACAGGGUAGUAAAUCGUAA
Molecule: messenger RNA, 1407 nt
Organism: Phytomonas sp. EM1
Lineage: Eukaryota; Euglenozoa; Kinetoplastea; Trypanosomatida; Trypanosomatidae
Source: the annotation of a GenBank genome assembly